AUGGUACUCCAUUCUGGACGCGACUUUUUUCGCAGUAUCGUGCACAACUUUGGAUGGCAUUUUGCUAUUUUGCUCGUAUCGGUUUAUACCUGUUUAAAGGGUUUCAUCUUUCAAAUGGCCACAAGCGCAAUGCUUCCGUAUUUCAAAAAUCUCGGCGUCACUGGAGACAAAUACCAGAGCUAUGGUACCGUCGCCCAGACCCCCUGGGCACUCAAAGCAGCAAUCGGUCUGCUCUCCGAUACCGUCCCGUUCUAUGGCUAUCACAAGACUUCAUACAUCCUUCUUGUCUCCGUCUUCGGCACAAUCUGCCUAGGCGUCCUUGGCAGCGUCCAGUUUACUCCAUACCUCGCACCUCUAGCUGCCCUUCUCUUGCUUUUGGCUCAUCUCCAACUCGCUGUCGUGGAUCUCCUAUGUGAGGGAAAGUAUGCAGAGAUGAUGGUCAGCAAGCCUGAGAGCGGCAGCGACCUCGUCACAUAUGUCUGGGGACUAUACAUGGCAGGAACCUUUCUAGGCUCUUUGAUCGCCGGCCCCAUGGCCGAUCAUGUCAACCCGCGUUACAUCUUUUUGGUAUGCCUCCCGCUCGCGGCCCAGGUUAUUCUACCCGUAGCCGCAGGCUGGCUCCCAGAGACUUCCCUUCCACCAGGUCAGCGAGGCAUACGAAGGGAUAAAAUCAAUGCUCACCCAGAUCUGUUUAAGCUCUCAGUGCUGAUGACAGCAGGCGCUUUGGUCGUCGGCGGUGCAGCGCUGUUUGGUACCGGAAAGUCCCAGUCUAUCCUUUCAUUAAUAACUGCUUUCAUACUUUGUGUCUAUGGCAUGAGGUGGCUUCCGCCCAUGCUCAAGCAGGCAAACUUGUUCAUGUUUCUGAGUAGUAUGCUUUAUGUGUCUUUGCCUGGAGCUCUGGAUUACUGGUUUACCGGGAGCGACACAUGCGUGCCAAACGGGCCUCACUUCUCGUUUACCUAUUACGUCACCUAUGCAUCGCUCGUCGGCAGCUUGGCAGGUGGGAUAGGAGUUGCCGCAUUUCAAAGAUUCCUAAGCCGUGGAAAUUUUCGAACUGCCUUUUGGACAACGUGUUUGGUCAAGCUAGCAGCUUCGUUUUUUGACAUAUUCAUUGUUAAGCGAUACAACCUUCGGUUUGGUAUCCCAGACAAAGUUGCCUUUAUGCUAGGUGAUGCUGUUCUCUUUCAAGUGGCUUAUACACUUAACUUCAUGCCCGCGGUUGUACUGACUUCCAAGGUUUGUCCGAAAGGAAUGGAGGCCAGCGUGUAUGCGCUCUUAGCGUCUUAUCAAAAUCUGGGAUCCAAUGUAUCACGGACAGUCGGUGUCGCGCUAAUCGAUUAUCUUGGAAUCAAGACGACGGCUCCCUGUAAUUUCACGAACCUUCCCAUGGCCAUUUUUAUCGCCCAUGUGUCUCUUCCCCUGCUUGUGUUUCCAUUAGUUUUUGUGUUGAUACCGGACGCCAAGAUGACAGACAACCUCCUCAGAGAAGAAAGGGGGCGAACAGAACACGGAUCGGAGUUUACACGUCUUCCAUCUCAAGACGUUGAGAACCUGGUUGAACAUGACGAAUUCUUACUAAAUUCUCCCCAAACACGUCAAGAUUCUCAACCUGUUGAGAUAAAAGUCUUGGACUUCGAGUAUCCUGAGGAAAUUGAAGAUCAAGAAGAACAGAACAUAGCAAGCAGUGAGCCUCAAUCCAUCAUGUCUAAUAGGCUUAACUUUAAGGACCGUUGCGGCUAG
This is a messenger RNA of Chondrus crispus (carragheen), 1740 nucleotides long. RefSeq lists its product as hypothetical. The transcript is spliced from 3 exons. Bases 1 to 1740 code for a protein of 579 amino acids. NCBI's taxonomy places the organism in Eukaryota, Rhodophyta, Florideophyceae, Gigartinales, Gigartinaceae. The record is from RefSeq and is a predicted model, not a curated record. Gene Ontology annotation, cellular component: membrane.